AGCCGGGACGCACCCUCCUUCCGCCCGGCCUGGCAGACGCUGCUCGGCAGCCGGCGCGUGCAGCCCAAUGACCGCGGACAUGCUGGGCGCGGGGGAAGCAGAGAGCACAAGACCAGGAUCAGAAGAGCAGGUCCCUCUGUAUGAAGAAUUUAUUUACUGUUGUGGAGCUGCUACUCAGGUCUUAAAGUGUGGGCCCUGGAAAGACCUCUUGGAAACUGAAAGUAAAACUCUCCCCAGGCUCUUAUUUCUGAUUAUUCCAGGUAACCCAGGACUGGCAGGCUAUUACAGGACCUUCAUACGGGCAUUAUACCAUGGACUAAACCGGCGGUAUCCAGUUUGGGUUGUGAGCCAUGCUGGGCACUGCAAGCCCCCUAAUGGCAUGGGAAUGACAGAAGACACGGAUAUUAAAGAACUAGAGGAUGUCUUUGGACUUCACGGACAAAUUGAGCACAAGUUGGACUUCCUCAGAAAGAACGUGCCAAAAGAUAUGAAGCUUGUGCUGAUUGGUCAUUCAAUCGGUUGCUACAUCACCCUUGAAAUGAUGAAGAGGGCAUCAGAACUUCAGGUUCUCCGCUCUGUGCUGCUGUUUCCAACAAUAGAACGCAUGGCUCAGUCCCCGCAAGGCAAGCUCCUGACACCUGUGCUGUGCAAGCUUCGGUACAUUCUGUACAUGCCAGUCUACCUGCUGUCAUUUCUCCCGGAAAGAGUCAAAACUUCCAUGGUGCAAUUUGUGCUGCGAGGAUUGAAAUAUCCUGAUGAAGCUUCAAUAGUUACCUCCCUAAAUCUCUUCAGUGUGGAUUGUGUUGCGAAUGUCCUAUAUAUGGCAAGCCAAGAAAUGAUGAAGGUUGUGGAGCGAGACAGUACAACUAUCAAACAAAAUUUAAAGAAGCUGAUUUUUUAUUAUGGAGUUGCAGACAACUGGUGCCCACAACAGUAUUUUGAAGAGAUCAAGAUGGAUUUUCCGGAUGGGGACAUUCGGCUCUGUGAGAAGGGAAUCCGCCAUGCUUUUGUCCUAGAUGCCAGCAGAGAGGUGGCGGCGAUGAUCACAGACUGGUUACAAGACAUUCUGACCAGAUUAUAAACACUCGUUCAGUGAAUAAUGACAAGAAAAAAAAAGUUGCCCUUUGGUGAAUGUGUAAUUCUCUGUCAGAGUCUGACCCUAAUUUUUCUGUGCAUUAUAGAUUAUGGCUUGUUUUCUACUGAGACAUCUUACAGAAGGAUAAAGUCCCACUGACUGGUCUAAAGUAUAGCUCCAUCAGCACAAUAAUAUUGGAUCCCCAUGCUGUACCAGCAGGGCUCUACAAGGCAUUUCAGGGAUUCUAUCAAAUAUAGAUCAGGACUUUACAGAGUAUGAAAUAAUUAUCAGCUGAUAGCACUGUCCCCAAAAUUGGUAUGAGAACUACCAAGACAUCUCUCUGGACACAUGGCUGGUAAGUGCUAGAAGAGCUACACGUUCAAAAUGAGAGCAGGGAAAGGACAGACCUAAGGUCAAAAGUCUCAAAGUGGAAUGUCUCAAGUUAAAUAGCUAAAUCCAUAUUCAUCCACUUACAUAAGUGGCGUGGUUCUCAGAGGUACUGCACACUCACUGCGGUCAAUGGGAACUGCAGGUGUUCAGCACCUUUAAAAAAUCAAGCCACUUUUGUCAUGUGCCUAAAUAUAGAUUUAAGUCCCUAACUCUAGAGGGAUGCAAGAUUAACACUUUUGACCCAAAUGCACAAGUUGAAUGAAUUCACAAUAAGAAAAUGGCCAACAUUUCUGUCACAACUGGAUGUGCAUAUGAAAUUUCAUGAACCAUUUUAAAACAUAUAGGCCCAGAUCCUCAGAUGAUGUAAAUAAGCUCCAUCAGUUUGUCAGUUUGUACCAGCUGAGGAUCUGGUCCUUACUCUAAUACAUUACUGAUAAAUACACUUCAUCAUCCUCAUGCACACUCCUUCGCCCUUUUAUUUCACUUCAAUCUAGAUUGCAAACAGUGCAAAAAAAAAAUCUAUCGUGAAAAUGACUCAAAGCUAAGAAUGAAAACUCUAUAGGCAUUGGGAGCAGAAAUUGCCAAGAGAGACAAGUGGAAUCAGGAAAAAUGUCCUAACAGUGAGAUUGUGAAAUAGUCUCUCAAAGGAAAAGAUAUGAGCGCAGUCCCCAGAGACACUUAAAAAUAGAAAAAGCACUGGAUAAUAUAGUGUAAGGAGCAAUCCUUCCCUGGCAGGGAGAUUGGUGACCUAAUAUGUCUUUUACAUCUCUGACUUGUAUGAUCCAUUAAGAAUUUAAAUAAGGCACUAGGGGAGAUGAUAAGGAAGUCCUGUAUGAUGCAGGAGGUCAGACUGGAUAACCCAAGAAUUCUCUUCUUGCUAUUCCUUUAUAUGAUUACACACACAGUCAUUUCUGUUUAAGUUCCUUUGUGGUAUUUAAAGGCAAACUGUAGCAGAAUCCAAUUUCCAGUUUUCUGUGGACUUGUCUUCAGAACUCCAGGGUUGUAUAACAUCUGGUACACCAAUGAAUUUAUGGAUGAUGUUUGUGAAUGAUGUUAAUGAAACAGAAGAUGAUGCUUAAGGUUGAAAUGUUAGGCAGUCUGUAGUAGCAUAAGUUGAGUGUGUGUGAGGCAAUUGUCCCAGACUGUUCUGUGAAACUAACCCGGUCAUGGUUAUUACAAGCUCAUAGAAGCCGCCUUCUCUCAGCAGGACCAUAGUGGCGCAAUAGAAUAUAUGUUGUUGCCUUAUAUGGUCAUAACAACUGCAACAACAAAAAUCACUGUGCCCAGUUUUGAAAUCUACAGUUAUAUGUGUGAUCAAACAGCCCCCAGAUGCUGAUAUGCAGUCAUUUUAGAUGUUCUUUCUGCUGCGGCUUCUGAACCCAUGUUCUGGCAUAGAUAUUCCAUGUGCAGGGUGAAGCAUAUAUAUGUAUGUUAGCAACAAAUGUCAGCAUUGAGUUCAGUAGAUUCUUCUGUAAUUACGUGUUGAUAUGAUUGAAUAAAUUGUUCAUUCCUUGCAGUAUAUUGAAUUGAAUAGCUGGGUAUGGAAUCAGUUUGUAAACAUUCAGCUGUUUUAAGUGGCCCUUCCAGAGGUAGAAAAUCUUGCCGUAACAAGAGACUACAAGCAACCACUGAAGCCUGGAAACUGAAAACCUAUGGUGUACUCUUGUUCACAGUGUAUUAUUCAUAUACAGAAGAUGGGGAACUGACUUCACAAUACAUGAACUUUGUGUAUUCUUUUUAUAUUGUUCCUCUCUUGUGCCCUGUUAAACGAUGAUAGUAAAUCCCACUGAAUGCACUGAGGCCUAUCAUGUGGGUAGAGAUGGUCAGUAACAGCCAGAUCUGCUGCUGAAUAAUCCCUUAUGACUUUAUUAAAUCUGUUUGCUCUAAGGCUAAUGAGAAUUUUAUGAAUCAAUCAAUUCCUUCCUCUUGGGAGCUGAUUCCGCAUGGUUGAAGUCUGGAAAUACGCUACUCUGCUCAGUGCUAACAAGAAGGGGCCUAGUUUUCAGAAGUACUGACCCCCAUCUCCGCCCCGCACCUCUUGUUGAAGCCAAUGGGAACUAAUCAGCACCUCUGAAAAUCAAGCUCUAUGUGUUGUGCUGACUGAUCUGAUCUGCAGUAUGAGAAAUAUUAUUCUUUUCACGCUGAGAGCAGCAGGCUUUUCACCAGGAAAAUCCAACUCCUCUGGUGCUAAGAGGUUAGCCAAGAUCCGAGGCACAGAACUUCAAAAGAGAGCAUGGGUCAAACAUGCCAGUUUAACUGUAAGAAUACAGUAAAACCUUGCUAAUUUGCAGUAAUGACUGGUGACCGAUUGUAAAUGAAUUAAUUUUGUGAAUUAGGCCCUGAUCCAGUCAAGCUCUAAAGCUCAUGUUUAACUCGUGAACAGCCCCAUUAACUUCAACGGGACUUCAGCUGAUGCUUAAGUGCUUUGCUGAGUAAGUAUGAGAUGUUGCAUAUCUAAAGGUAAACACAAGGUAAGUGUUUUGCUCAAUUGGGGCCUUUUGGAGAAAGUGAGCAAACACAAUCAGAAAAGUACAAACAUUUCUAGCAAAAUGGACUUGCUUGUAUUUUGACAUCAAUUAAUUGGUUUUAAUUCUCCUACUUCAUAACCUAGUGCCUGCAGAAUUUCCAAAAACUACUGCCUGACUUAGGAGCCGAAUUCCCAUUUUCAAAAGUGACUUAGGCACAUAGGAGCCUACAUCUCAGUGAAAGUCAAAUGGAUUUAAGCUCCUGAAUCACCUAGACUAUUUAGUCUUUGCUGUCGACAGCACCUCUUUGUAUGUGUUAUAGUAUCUGUGGUUUAGUGAGAUUCCGCUAUAUAGGAGAAGUUUGCCUGAUAUGUGUACAGCUGUUAUAGUGGAGAUUUUGCACUGGGACAUGAAGCUAAGCAGGGAGGACUGUGUAGGUACACACACAAAGCAGAAUCUGUCCUCUACAGUUGUUCACAUUUACAUAUUUAAUUUUUCAGCGAAUCAGUUCAUAUUUGCAUCUUUUCUUCAUCUUUUCUUCCACCACCCAACACCCGAAGCCUAGCUAGCCUACAAACAAACACUCUGAAUAAGAGACAAAGUUUUAUUGUUAGCACAGUUGCUCAAAACAUUAUUGGAUUUGUGUAAACCUGCUGGAUCCAGGAGACUGUCAUGUUACUCUCAGUGUCACAGGUCACGCUCAGGCUCACAAUUACAGUGAGGUUCUGCGUCACUUCGCUCACAGCAAAACAUUCUCUUUCUCAGCGUUUAGACAAAAUAAGAAUCCAGGGAGAGUUUGCGAGUGACCAGGCACCAUUAAAGCAGCAUAUAUUGCUAGAACAACUGAUGGGAUUUUAGUAAAAGCAAAAACUGUAGCGGCAGUAAAUACAAUCCGGUUGCCAGAAGUGAUUGUUGCUCAAGGCGGCAUCACGCAGAAGUUAUGAAACAGGACAAUUCUCAUGCACAAGUGGGACAGAGGAAGAAAAAGCCACUGCCUUUGCCUUGAGAGUGCCUCAAUUAGAGAUUAUUUUCAAGUGUUCAAGCUGAUGCUAAGUGAAGUGGAUUUUUCCAUUUCGUAUAUUGCACAAAAGUACUUGCAAGAAAAUAAUUGU
Molecule: messenger RNA, 5042 nt
Organism: Terrapene triunguis (Three-toed box turtle)
Lineage: Eukaryota; Metazoa; Chordata; Testudines; Emydidae
Gene: LDAH
Product: lipid droplet associated hydrolase
Exons: 7
Coding region: 68-1081 (337 amino acids)
Biological process (GO): lipid storage
Cellular component (GO): lipid droplet
Molecular function (GO): lipase activity
Source: RefSeq, a predicted model, not a curated record